This is a messenger RNA of Cuscuta europaea, 1885 nucleotides long. NCBI's taxonomy places the organism in Eukaryota, Viridiplantae, Streptophyta, Magnoliopsida, Solanales, Convolvulaceae. The record is from the annotation of a GenBank genome assembly.
CUUACACGUAAAGCUUUUCUUCACUCCACCGCUUUCGUCCAUACUACACAAACCAGCUUCACCAUCCUCCCUCGAUCAAUUCAAUGGCUUCCUCUUUCGCACCCAGUCUUCGGAGUCUCUCAGUUCUUCCUCCUCCUCUUCGAACCUCACUCGCUCCCCAACCCACCAAACCCUUGAAUGUUCGGGGAAGAAGCAGCAUUUUUGUCUCCCCUCUUCAUGUGUCCGCUCCGCCCACCACCCCUCCGUCUGAAGACCUAACCUGGUACGAACCGAAUGAGGUCCAGAUAAGUGAAGACGGUUCAUCAUCUAAAUUCAAUUGGAGAGAGCAUUGGUACCCUGUUGCCCUAGUAGAAGAUCUUGAUCCCGCAUUGCCUACCCCUUUCCAGCUUCUUAACCGCGAAAUUGUCCUCUGGUUCGAUCAAUCCAGCUCCAGUUGGAUCGCCCUGGAUGACAAAUGCCCCCACCGUCUAGCUCCUUUAUCCGAAGGGAGGUUAGAUGAAAACGGGCAUUUGCAGUGCUCAUAUCAUGGGUGGUCGUUUGGUGGGUGUGGAUCAUGUACGAGGAUACCUCAGGCUUCCCCAGUUGGACCCGAGGCGGGAGCAGCUAAGUCUCCCAGGGCAUGUGCUACCAAGCUUCCGACAAUGGUUUCUCAGGGACUUCUCUUUGUCUGGCCAGAUGAGAAUGGGUGGGAGAGAGCUGCUUCCACCACGCCCCCCAUGUAACAUAACUCCGCUCUCUUGCGUAAGGCAAUGUUUGGAACUCUUAAAAUGGUUGCCUGGAGAUUUUGAUAAACCUGAGUUUGCAACAGUUAGUAUUCAACGUGAUCUGUUUUAUGGGUAUGAUACUUUGAUGGAGAAUGUGUCUGAUCCUUCUCAUAUUGAUUUUGCACAUCACAAGGUCACUGGAAGAAGAGAUAGAGCCAAGCCCCUUCCAUUCAAAAUGGAGUCCUCAGGAGUUUGGGGUUUUUCCGGUGCAAAUAGUGAUAACCCUAAAAUUAGUGCUAAAUUUGUUGCGCCCUGCUAUGCCAUGAAUAAAAUAGAGAUUGACACUAAGAUCCCCGUUUUGGGGAAACAAAAAUGGGUAAUUUGGAUAUGCUCCUUCAAUGUACCCAUGGCACCAGGGAAGACCCGCUCAAUUGUCUGCAGUGCUCGGAACUUCUUUCAGAUCACAAUGCCUGGCCCCGCUUGGUGGCAGGUAAUCCCUAGAUGGCAAGAGCACUGGACUUCAAAUAAGGUGUAUGAUGGAGAUAUGAUUGUGCUUCAAGGUCAAGAAAAGAUCUUCCUUUCCAAGUCCAGGGAAUCCUCUGUAGAUAUUAACGAAGAGUACACAAAGAUCACAUUCACACCUACUCAAGCGGACCGCUUCGUGUUGGCAUUUCGGAAUUGGCUAAGGCGACAUGGAAAUGGUCAGCCAGAGUGGUUCGGUAGCAUUGACCAACUUCCAUUGCCAUCCACAGUCUUAUCCAAAUGCCAGAUGCUGGACCGGUUCGAGCAGCACACUCUGAAAUGCUCGUCUUGCAAAAGCGCACACAACACCUUUGAGACAUUGCAGAAGUUUUUGGUUGGUGUCUUCGUUUUCUGUUCCUCAACGGCCGGAAUCCCUUUCGACAUCAGAUAUCGAAGUGUUUUGGGCGCGUUGGGGAUUGUGAGUGCCGGCUUGGCAUACCUCUUGCAUGAACAAAAGAAAAACUUUGUCUUUAUAGAUUAUGUACAUGCAGAAAUAGAUUAAGGAUGAUUGUAAGUAUGUAGAUUGACCAACUACCUUUUAAACGAUCAAACCCACAUUUGUGUAGAGUAUAUAUGUUUGUGCUUCGUAUGAAUAUAUGAAUAUUACAACGUAACCAUAAAAUGAUACUCCCUACGUCCCAAAAAACUUUACCACUUUC